Molecule: messenger RNA, 2175 nt
Organism: Funneliformis caledonium
Lineage: Eukaryota; Fungi; Glomeromycota; Glomeromycetes; Glomerales; Glomeraceae
Source: the annotation of a GenBank genome assembly
AUGAGCAAUAUUUUAAAAAAUUUUAGAAAACGUCAAUCUAUUUAUGAUGAUCAAUCAACGAAUGCGGAAAGAGAACCAAAGGUACCUCGUAUCAAUAUUCAUAGAACAGAUGAUUUAAUUAUGGAUGAUGCAAACUCGACCCCGUCUCUAUCUCCAUAUCAUUCUUCUUGCCCUUCACCGUCAAAUCCCGUUAUCAAUUACAAUGAUCAAUAUAAUACUUGGAAUCCGCAAUAUUAUAACAGUUUGCAAUAUUAUCAACAUUUGCAGUAUAAUAAUCAAUCAGAGAUGAAUCCAUUUUUUCCAGCCAACUACAUGAUAUCUCAGGACGAUAAUGGAGUAUCAGGUGCAUUGAAUAGAAUGACUAUCGAGGAAACAAAUGAGGCUGCAUCAGAAAUCUUUGUUGCAGGAACGGUGGCAACAUUAAAAGGAACAUGUAGUAUAGCUCACAAUUUCGAAACAUUUAUGCCCUUCGUCGCAACAUUUAUUAAACUAGGAGAAGAGAUUAUCAAUUUAUAUGACAAGGCCAAACAUAAUAAAGAGUUAUGUGGGCUCCUACUACAAAGAUGUAAUGGUGCAAUGGCUGCAGUAAGGGAUCUAGAUAUGAGGAAAACGGAAAAUGCGGAAUUUUUUUCUAAACAAGAAAACUUAGAGAUGUUUAAAAAAUUCAUUAGAUGUAUGGAAAAGAUCAAGAAAUUUAUUUUACGUGUUAGCAAAUUACACAAACUUAUUAAAUACUUUUGGGCCUGCAGCAUCGAACAGGAUUUUACUGAUCUCGUAGCAGAAUUUGAUGGGUAUAUGAGAAAUUUAAAUUUUUCCUUCAUUGUACAAUCUAGAGACGAGUUGGGAAUAAUAAAGAGUCAUGUAAAGCAGAUCAAGGAGUUAUUAUACAACGUUUAUGGUGUCAAUGAUCGUAACUAUAUAGAAUAUUUGAGGAAUAUGCAUUCGAUAACAGAGAAAAACAUUGAAUUUCAAAAACAAGACAAAUAUAACAUGAACAUGAAUUCAUCUGAAGUUAUAACUAGAGUGGAAAGAAAUGAACCAUUACUUUACUAUAAAAAUUAUGAGAAAAUCAAUUAUACGCGCUCAAAAAGAAUUGAAAAACGCAUAUCAUUAGCUGAUUGUACCGAGGUUUCAUUUAAAGAAUUUUCAAAUACCAAUGCUGCUGUUCCUUCAGAAACCAACAAUGAGCAAGCCCAUACAAAUUUUGGUUUAAGCAAAAAAUUCUCGGAUAUUACUCGAAAUAUUUCACAUAAUCUAGAAAAUAUAAGAUAUAUGGCACCGGAGAAAUUAUUAUUAGACAAUGAAGAAAAUAACAGUGAUGUUAAAAAGAAAAGUGUUUCUUAUGAUGCUAAGUGUGAAGUCUAUAGCGUUGGGGCAUUAUUGUGGGAAAUUGCUGAAUUGAAAAAACCUCAUUCGGAUCUUGAUAAAUCAGAAUUACUUGGUAGUAUUAGAAAACGCGUAAGAGAAAGAAUUAUCGAACCGUUUUCAGAUGAUGUACCUCCAAUGGAAAAUUUACCAACGUGGCGCCCUAACAUAUCUGAUAUUUGUCGUGAUUUUUACAAAUUAAAUGAAAAUUAUUCUGAGAUCUUUUUCCAGUAUAAUAAUGGAUUUGAGAAUCCAGAGGACCAUAAAUCAUAUAAUAACCGAAAUGAAAAAUCAUCAUCACCCGUAACUAUUAAUAUUCUAUCUGUGAACGACGCAAUUCGUGAGCACAAAUCUAAUGAUGGAAAUAGAAAAAUAGCGUGGGAUAGUUUCAAAUAUCAUUCAUCAACCAAUAUUGAAGCGAAAUAUUGGCUAGGGUAUUAUUAUUAUCAUCAUGGUGAGGAUAUUCCUGAAUUAAAACAAAUUAAUACAAAAGAGAGAAUUAAUAUGGCCGUAAAUAUAUUUAAAGAAACGGCUGAUAAAGGAAAUCCCUCUGCACAAUUAAGAUAUGGAAUAUGUUUAUGGAAAGGUGAAGGUAUUGCUGCAAAUUCUUUGGAAGCUUCUAGAUAUUUAAAAAAUGCAGCUAAUUCAGGAAAUUCUACCGCUAUGUAUAUUAUUGGAAAGGCUUAUUGGAAUGGUGGCAAUGGUAUUAAACAAGAUAGGGAACAAGGGGCGAGAUAUUUACGAGAAGCUGUUAGGCAUGAUCAUCCUAAGGCUUCAGAAAUGUGUACUAAAUAUAAUAUUAUGAUUUAA